AAAACUUACUGCGUUUCGAAUAAUUUUAUUUUUCAUAAUCACAAUAUUCUAAGUUCUGGCUGUAUUCUGGAGAGUUUCCUCAUGGGCGUCGCAAUUCACACACGUCACGGAUUCCGCCGAAGGAGUCGAUAAUUAAAACUGAACUUUUGGAUCGGAGAUAUGAAGACGCCCGCUGAAUUUUGCUUGGCGGAGACGCACAGCUCUGACACUAGACAAUAUUAUUAUACACUCAAAGGGAACGCGUUUCGCCGGAAGAAUAAAUAAUUACAUAAAUCGCAUCUACAAAAAUACCAAGAUGAUCUCAUUUGAAGUUAAUGACGUGGCUAUCAACGUAGAAUUAUAUAACGAGGGUACGAGGAAAAAUUCCAAAACCAGGAUAAAGAUUGUUCCAUUAAAGCAUAUAAUGAUUUAAAGUCAUUAUUAAGUGAGCAAAGAAGACUUAAUUUAAUGUUUCAUUUGGUGCGUUCAAAGGACUUUUACGAAAUGGAAACUGAGUACAACAAAAACAUGCUUCCAGGCAAAGACGUAGACGUAUCUCUAUCAUUGCACAUUAAUCGGAUAUCUGGCGUAGACGAGAGCAAAGAGGAAAUAGCACUGGACGUAUUUUUGCAUGUGUACUGGGAAGACCCCCGGAUCUGGAUUUUGGGAAACGCGAGCCAGGUGGAGCUGACCUGGGACAAGGACCCGAAAUUCUGGAUCCCUGACCUGUACAUCAGGCAAUUGAGAGAGAUGAAGGUGCUUACGCUGUUCCAGGACUUAGCGUCGAUACGAUUGUACGACAACAGUACACUCCGGAUUAGCAUUGGAGCGACCAUAAUAAUCAAAUGUGACAUGGACUUCGUACUUUAUCCGUUGGACGUACAAACUUGUGCUGUAGACUUCGGCAGCUACAAAUACACGCUGACGGACAUGAAAUUCCAUUGGAGAGACGAUCCGCUGAUUUUCCCCAGUGACUUUGGAGAUGGAUUUCGAUUGCCUCGUUACGUCGUAUCGUUUGUCACUGUUAAUCGUUUGAAUGUGAUUUAUUAUGGCGAUGGUAAUCAUUCCACGGCCCGGCUGGUGAUCACACUCAGCCGUGAACUCAGAAGUCACCUGCUAGAGAGCUACUUGCCAAGCACGCUAUUCGUCAUCAUGUCUUGGGGCAGCUUCGUAGUAAUGCCCGAAGUUGUGCCUGGCAGAAUGGUUCUACUGGUCACAACACUUCUGUCCCUGGUCACCAUGUUCGAUACCAUAAGGAACAACUCGCCGAGCGCUCUGGAACUGAAAUGCAUCGAAGUGUGGCUAAUAUCAUGCACGCUGUUCGUGUUCUUGGCGCUGGUCGAGUACUUUAUCGUGCUAUUUGGCAUGCGAUAUGAUAAGCAUUGGAGGCAUAAGAAACGCGAUCUAGAUGGCAGUGGAGGCGCUCCAAGCAAACCACCAUUGUUCGGGUCCAACAAAGUUCACGCAACCUCCGGAAGCGAUAUGGCUGGAGAAGACGAUUCGCAGACUGCAAAAUCUCAACUUCCUACAUCACAGCAGCAUAUGGGGACGACGAACAGUGGACCAGUGGUGGUUGCAUCCACCGGGAAGCUGCGAUUCCAGUUGAUCACCAGACAUGUCAUACUAUAUUGCGGUUCGCCGAGGGGCACCCUAGACCAGGUGUCGUUGGCACUGUUCCCGUUGUGCUUUGUCAUUUUCUCUGUCAUGUACUGGAUAUCUUACCUCAAUGAGUCCAGGCGCAAAGCGUUGGCCUCCAUCGUCUGAACGAAUGCAAAAAUAAAAAUGAUAUGUGCGUAUGAUGAUGAUAAUAAUAACAGCCAAUUAACAGGGGUGUCAUUUUAGAUGUUUCAGGGUAUGCUUAUGCAUACCUAAAAUUUAUAAAGAUUGUAUUUUUCCCUGGCUAUAAUUAUUCUACACCAGGCAAAAAUAAACUUUAUUUUUAAAAAUGUUUUGAUGGUCUUAAGUAUUGCCGAUACUAUGGGCUAUGGCUAUGUGAUAUUAUUAUUAAUGUACCUAUUAUUAAAUUAUUUAAAUGAAAUAUAAAAAUAUUUGGUUUAUAUUAAAUAUUUUAUGUGUGAUUGAGGAUUUCAGUAUUUGUUUUAAAUACACUAUUUAUGUACUUAUAAUGUAGUUUUCAACUCAUGGGCUCCUACACGAGUUCUCUCAGUGGGACCAAGUAUUUUGAAAAAAAAAAAAUACAAUGUUUUUAUAGGUAGAUACAAUAGUGUCUAUAAAUUUAAUAUUAUUAUAUUAUUUAAUAUUAUUAUAAAAAUAAUUAAGUACUAACUUAGUCGUAAUAUUAGGCAUACCGUAUACAAUAUUUAUAAUCUAAUUAGAUUAUUGCAUGAAAAAUAUAAAGAUUCUAAUUUUCGAGAGCGUGAAAUUGGCUUGGUGGAAAUUUUUUUGGCCUUUCUAGUUGUUAGCAUACCUUUCAAAAAGUUUAAAUGACGCCCCUGAAUAAUAAUUAUAAUAAUCUAACCUAUAAGUGAAAUCUUAAGUGAAAUAGGUACUUACUUACCUAUAUUGUAACUAAUAUAAUAGGUAUAUGGAAUAUGUAUACAAGUAUGCAACACUAUAAUAUUGUAUUAUAUUUAUAUUUCCGAAACUGAACUAUUUCUGCAGAUUGCAUCAAUAAUAAUAAAAUUAUAUACAUAUAUGAUAAUAUAUGAAUUAUUAAUGCAUAUUAUAUAGAUACAUAAAAUAUACAAAUUAGUAUUUACUAACAAUAUUAAGUUACAUAAAUAGCUACAUUUUAAUAAAUGAUUGUAUUGUAUUUUUGUGUCAAUAUGUGGUUAAAAUUGUUUGUAAUAAUUAAUACGCACAACAUAUCAAUCUGUAACAUUAAAAAGACAAGUAGGUAAUGCACUACUUUAUAGUUGCAUAGAUGUGGAGUGUACAUCGUCUUUGGAUAGGCACUAGGCAGGUCACUAUUGGAUUAUAUUGUAUAUUAAAUAAUAAAUUUUAAUAUUAAAAAUUGAUGUACCUAAGUAAAUAUUUAUCCUCAGUUAAUUUUUGACAUUUUGUUGCAAUUCUAAAGCGAAUAGCGAUAGAUAGGUACUUAAAAUGUUCACCAAAUAUUUAUUUUAUUAUUUUCUCUAGAUAAAAAAAUGUUUAACUCUUUUUCAGCUAUUUAUAAGCAUGAACAAAUUUAAUUUUUGUUUUUUUUUUAGUUAUUUUCGUUAAAAUAUUUUUCAUUCUAUCAAAAAGCUUAAAAAUGCACGAUUUUAUUUUUAUAAAUAUUAAAAGUUAAAAUUACAAAAAAUAUUCACUUCGAAUAAAUACAAUUUUUUAUUUAAAAUACCAAUUAAAUAACUUAAUUGACUGCCCAGAAUUAUUAGAAAGAUUAGAUUUAAAAAUUAGCCCCAUGCACUUAAGAGAAUUUUAUUUAAAAAAUGUACGACCUUGUUCUGAAUUUAACUCCCCGUGUAAGGUUUUAAUAAUGUUAGGAAACAAUAUUAAACAUGAAGAUUUAAUCUAUUAUCUAUAACUCAUUUUAAAAGUUUUCGUCAAAAAUGUAACUAAAAAUCCAAGUUAUGAAAAAUCGUUCAUCAACUUAACAUUAUAUUUGUAUUGUUUAUUAAUUAUUUAUAUAAUUGUAUGCAUGUAUUCUUUGUAUUCAUUAUUCUUAAACAUCAUAUUGAUAUUGUACCUAAAUCUACUUAUUAGUUAUUACUUAUUAAUUAUUAUUAUAUACGCUUUUAUAUAUAUUGUAAUAUAAUUUAAUUAAGAAACAAUUGUGCUUAUUGUAACUGUAAAAAUGAAACAGGAAUUUAUUUCCGUUAAUAAAGUUAUUACAUAUUAUUAUUAUUAUUAUUAUUAUCAAUGGUUUUGACCGAGCAAAAUUGUUUUCACCAAUAAUUAUAAGA
Metopolophium dirhodum (rose-grain aphid) is the source of this 3845-nucleotide messenger RNA. RefSeq names its product glycine receptor subunit alpha-3-like. Bases 448 to 1743 code for a protein of 431 amino acids. Gene Ontology annotation, biological process: signal transduction; monoatomic ion transmembrane transport; regulation of membrane potential. Gene Ontology annotation, molecular function: transmembrane signaling receptor activity; extracellular ligand-gated monoatomic ion channel activity; neurotransmitter receptor activity. Gene Ontology annotation, cellular component: neuron projection; synapse; membrane. NCBI's taxonomy places the organism in Eukaryota, Metazoa, Arthropoda, Insecta, Hemiptera, Aphididae. The record is from RefSeq and is a predicted model, not a curated record. The transcript is spliced from 12 exons.